UUGUUGACUCGGCUAUAAUCGCGUAAGCGGUGUCUACGCCAGUAAAGAAGAAGAAGAAUGUAUGUAACUAAACUAGAUAUUUAAUUUGCAAAGCGAAAUAUAUUUAGAUAUGAUUUCUCUGUUACUGUCAUCAGUCCGUUCUAGAUAUAAAGAAGGUUUUUUGUUAGAAAAAACAUUAGCUCUGUUUCGUUGAAGUGCCGGGCAGGUAUCGAGGAGGUGUAUAACUGUGACGUCAUUUGAUCCGCAGAACACGCAAUUUGGUUUAUUUACGCCAUUUAAGAUGUGAGCAUGUGUAGCAGUUGUGUGUCCUAUUCGAAGUCUUAUAAAUGUCCUUAUAUUUUUACAAGUCGCUUUUCCUGGGUAUAAAGGCUUUGUUCCCGCAGGAUUAAAUUUUUUGUAGUGGUGAUCGUGAUUACUCCAUUCUCUAACUUGGAUUUCAUUUACGUAUGUUUCAACAAGUCUGCGUAUAUCUUUAUCGGUGAAAUAGUCAAAGAAGUGAAGUGGUUGUUUGGAAGCUUCUUUAGCUUUUUUAUUGGCAAUUCGUUGCCAUGAAUUCCGAUAUGGCUAGGCACCCACAUUAUUUUUAUACAGCUAUUGCUUUGCAAUAGCAUGCUACGAAUAUUAGAUAUUAAAGAUGCAUUAUUGUUAUUAAAUAUAGCUUCAAUUGCAGAUCUACUGUCGGUACAUAUAAUGCAUUUAUUUCCCAUUCGGGAAGCAAAUUGUACUGCCUCAAAUAUUGCGGCUGCUUCGGCUGUAAAAACCGAGCAGUAGGAUGGCAAGGAACCGACCAUGAUAGUAACACCUAGCUGGUUUGUCACAGCAAACGUUGUGCUGGUGUCUGACUUGGAUCCGUCCGUAUAAUACAAGUUCCAAUCAUCAUUUAAGGACUCUAAUACCGCAUUAAACAUUUGUUUAUAUUCAUUACUGCUGGUAGAAUAUUUUGGGUACUUAAGUAGGAUGUUGAUGAGUAAUGAAUUUGGAAGCGCACUUGGAGGAUACUCUGAAGUUUUAAGAAGUGAUGGAGUGGUUACAAUGUUCAGCUGUUGCACUAGACUUAAGCAACGCAUAAUAGUAGACGGCUUACGACUAGUCUUAGGAUUUCGCACAGAACAAUUGAUUUGCGAAAAAAUUAAUUCAUUUCUGCAGUGAAGUAGCCUCGGUAUAAGCAUCAUGGUGUUACGCAUGCUCCGGUAGUUUAUAUGUGGUAAUCCAGCUUCAGAUAGAAUUGCCUUAAUUGGUGACGUUGGGAAGGCGCGAAUGCUUCUUCUGACUGCUGCGUGACACUACAAAAAAAAAAUAGCUUAAUGUUUGUAUUAGCGCAAUGUCCGUAAAUACAAAGUCCGAAGUCAAUUUUAGAUAAUAUUAAAGCUUUUGUUAUAUUGACAAGAGUAUUUGUAUGUACUAAGCAGUAUUUGGAAGAUAAGAAUUUAAUUAUAUUCAAUCUAGAAAAAAGAAUGCUUUUUGAAAGUUAAUUUGUUGUCGAAUAUAAGUCCUAAGAUUCUUAAUUUAUUAGUAUGUGGGAGAUCAACGUUUGAAAACGAUAUAUUAGGAAAGGAGCACUUUUGUUUCCGACAUAUGUGAAAAGUUUUACAUUUGCUAGGCGAUAUAUUAGCGCCUGAAAUUUUUGACCAAUUACUUAUUUUAUUCAAUAUAUUUAAAAAUAUGUGCUUAACUUGGUUUAGAUCUUGAGUUUGAGAGAAUAUUAAAACAUCAUCGGCAUAGAUGCAGUGUUUUGCCGGAAUUACAUGUGCAGAAUUCUGCGUGCAGAAAAAAAAUUUGUACUGAUUUGACAGUUCAAAUUCUGCACCUCAAUGCAGAUCUGCACGGCAUGUGAAAUUUGAAUUUCUCUGCGCAGAGGCAGUGCUGACAACAUUCAAAUAAUUAAUUUUUGAGCAAAGUCCGGCAACAUUUUAAAUUGCGCUCAGCUGUUUAGUCAAAAUAAACAAAAGAGAUAAAACAUGGAAGAAAAAUUGAUUGAGUUCGUGAGGGAAAACCGGUUCCUAUAUGACAAAAGUCAUAGAAAUUAUAAAAAUAGCUACCUGAGGGACGCCAAAUUUCAGGAGCUAUCGGAAAAAUUGAAUAUUCCAGGUGAGAAGCUAAAGGCCCGUUGGCGGACCCUACGGGAUAAAUUUUAUAAAGACGUUAAAAAGAGACCAUCCGGAAGCGGCGUGCAUUCGCCACACAAAAAGUGGAAGUGGAGGGAGAGUCUACAGUUUUUAAAGGACGUUGAAAUGGACAACUUAAACACACAAGGCAAUUAUGGCACCGUAGCGACAGAAGGUGACGACUCCUUCCUCAGCGACUUUGGCGAAUCCGCCUGUAGCAGUGUCAAUAUAAACUUAUUUUCCGAAUCACCGCAGACGCAGACGCAGACACAGACGCAGACACAGACACAGACAAAGACACAGACACAGACUGGACGGAAACGUAAAAUUGAAGAAUUACUUGAAAGCUCGAGUAGAGACUUUCAAAGAGUGACGACGUUAGCCGAGGAAAUAUUAGUCGGUAGCACGGAGAAAUCGGCAAUGCAAUUAUUUUUUGAAAGCCUUGCCAAGCAGGCGGAGGGAGCUAAUUUAAAUAGCCUGGAAAUGUCGGAGUUACAACUCCAAAUUUCUCAAACGUUCCACCAAUUUUUAUUGAAUCGUCGAAAAUAAGUUUUUCAUUUAUAUAUUUUAUAACAUCUAUCAUUUUAAAUAAAAGCCCAUUCAUUUAAAAUAUAUAAAAAAAAGUACAAAGUUAUUUAUUUAUUUUGUAGUUGUUGUUUUUGUUAUUUCAGCGCAAACAAUUUUGAGGAAUACAAAUCCAUACAGGUUACGUAGAACCGACAUAUUUAUUUUAUAAUACAUUUAUUGAAUUAUUUACUUAUUUAUUAAAGAAUAGAUAAUUUUUAAGAAGAUCUCGGGAAUCAAAAGCACUUCGUCUUGCGUUAGCGCUUGAUAAUAUCGUACUCUGAUGUAAUGGCUCUACAAAGUGUCUCCACUGCCCUUCAAUUAGAAUGCCACUUUCAUUUACGUGAUCAACGAAGUUGUUGGGACAAUAGAAUUCGGCGUUAUGGAACUUUACAAAAUUAUGUAAAAUUAAUGUAGCUCUAACUAUGGUAUUGGCAUUUUCGGGAAACAUAUCCAAAGAAUUAUUGAGAACUCGCCAUCUAGCCACUAAAAUGCCAAAUGUAUUUUCAAUUGUAACCCGCGCUCUGGAUAAACAUUUAUUGAAGUGGUCUUUGUUUGCUUCCAAACACUUUCCCGGUUAUGGCCUCAUCAAAUGUUUUGUCAACGGAAAAGCAGCAUCUCCCACAUAAUAAAAUGGGAAUUUUAUCGCACUACGUGGAAGAUUUUCUGCUUCUGGUAGGUUCAUUGUUCCGUUUAAUAUUCUAUUUCCAAAACCACUGAAUUUUAUUAACACUCCGCUAUCACUUUGGCUUCCGUAAGCUCCAAUGUCUACUGCGGUGAAUGUAUAUUUGCUAUCACAAACGGCUAACAACACAAUACUAAAAUAUUGCUUAUAAUUAAAAUACAGUGAUCCGGAUUUUCGCGGACACUUGAUUUGGACAUGUUUGCCGUCAACAGCUCCUACAACAUGAGGCCUUCCUGUCUUGAUGUAAAAUGAAUCGGCUAUUUUCCUCCACUCAUGUUCAUUUGAUUGCGCCAAGUUUCCAAUAAAAUUUUGCCAAUUGUUGAUACUCCUACUCGAAAAGCCCAAGCCAACAUCUGGCGGCAAACUCCAUGGGCCAAAUAUCUAUUGUAAGAGUUGAUGAAAAUAUGUAUUUAUUUAUUAUAAAAUUUACAAACAAAAUGUACUUACACUAAUGUUAUUGCCAGGCGACAUUCUGCUGGUAUUGGACGACGUAUAUGAAACUGUUUUGCUAUACGCCUUUUAAUUAAGCUUAGAAGAAGCUUAAAUUGAUCCACUUGCAUCCGAGUAGCCUUUUGGAACUAAGAGGAAUCAUUGUUUUUUAUAUAGAUGAAUAAAUUAUUGAAAAAACCAUGCAGCUCUCUCUCAUUUUCCGCAUAUAUAGGAAUCGUCCACACCCGUGUUUUUUUAUCACUUAUCGCGCACAAGCUUAAAAUAUUAAUUAAUUUCUUUUUGGCAACUAGAAGUAAAAGCAAUUGUUGCAAUCUUUUUUUUCUUUCCACUUCCAUUUUAAAAUUUUUAAAUUUCAAUUUGAAUUUCAAUUAUUUAUUGCAAUCAGCUGAUUGUCAAAAUUUACUGCACAUGUGUUUUGGCUGGAAAAAAUAGUGCAGAUCUGCAUGCAGAAUAUCUGCACAUGUAAUUCCGGCAUUUAACAGCUCCACUAGAACUUAUAAUUGUACUUAUUUCAUUGAACGCAAUGGUAAAUAACGAAACAGAAAGAGGUGGUAUACCAUUAAACAGAUCGUGUAGGCCAGAUUUAUGCUUAUUGGCAAUAACAAAAAAUUUGCGGUGGUUCAAAAAGGAUUUUAUUAUAUUAUAUAGUUUUUCGCCAACAUUCCAUUUUUUAAGUUCCCUGAGUACCAUGUGAGGACCAAUCCUGUCAAAUGAUUUUUCAAAGUCUAAACUUAUCACAGAAACGUGAUUUCGGUUUGACAAAGCCGUAGAGGCAUAGUGUUCGAAAAAUAACAGAGCGUCAGUUACUCCUAAACCUUUUUGGAAGCCAAAUUGUUGGGGUUUUAUAAAAGCAUUUGCUUUGGCAAACCACAUAACUCUUACAGAUAUUAUUUUCUCCAGCACAGUCACCGACUAAACCUCGUACUGAGCAGUUGAGUUAGCGUCUUUCUCUGUGUUUACAGCUAUUCGUAUAGCUCUCUUUUGGUGUUUUUUUUUUGCACACCGGUCUGCUUACUUAAGUAACGCGAUUAAUACUUAUUUUUAGUGAUAAAUAUAAUCCAAUACUUUUAUAAGUGUAUUAUAAUUUUUCCACUAUGCCCUCGGUGGGCUUCCAGUUCGGGGACAACAGGUUUUCUGCGCUGGCCCAAGGUCCCCAACCAAAACGUAAAAAAUCGUAUCAAAAACUGCAAGAUGCUUUUCCUGACUUACCGCCAAUAAAAAGUGAUGACCCAAAGUAUAUAGUGAUUAAAUCCGAUGAGAAUACUACACCGCUUUCGAAGGUUUCUUGUUUUCGUGUUUACAAUGCCUUACUCACCGUGAGCAAAGAUAUAAACAAAAUUAGUGAAUUACGGGACGGCAGCCUAUUACUGCUAGUGAAAAAUAAGCAAGUAGCAGAAAAGUUUAUAAAAACGAAAUGUCUUUUCAACAUUGGCGCUGUUAGCGCUAGCUAUCAUCAACAUCUUAAUUGUAACAAAGGCACCAUUUAUGCACCGUUCUUAAACGAUGUGCCUGAAAACGAAAUAAUAGAAGGACUGAGUUCUUACGAAGUUUCCGCGGUUUAUAAGUUCACUCGCAAAGUUGAAGGUGUUAUAAAGCCUACUGGUGUUAUGCUAAUAUCAUUCAACAGUUAUUCCCUUCCAAACAAAAUAAACAUCGCAUGGAGGAUGACCUCUGUGCGACCGUACGUGCCUAAUCCAAUGCGCUGCAGGUCAUGUCAGAAAUUGGGUCAUACGCAAAAACAUUGUAAAGGCUCCCCAACAUGCGAAAUUUGCAAUUUUCCCUCACCACACGAUAAUGACUGCAUCCGAGUUAUGUGUGCGAAUUGUUCUGGCGAGCAUCGCUCUUCUGACUAUACGUGUCCAAAGUAUAUGCAAACCAAAGAAAUUUUAAAAAUAAAGACACUAGAAAAGUGCAGUAUGCACGAAGCCCUCAAAAAGUAUAGAGAAAAUACUUCCCUCCCCUCCCUCACUGCUAACUUUGCACAUGUGCUUCAACCUGCAAAAGAGGUAUCCUCUGAAACCACCACACCAACAAAAAUUUCAGCCAUCAACAAUUCCACAAAAUCUAAAAAUACUCAUAUAACCGCCGACAAUGACUUGCCUACUACAUCAAAACAAAUCGCAGAGAUCACCUCUGCACCCAAUUCAUCAUUAAAAUCUUUAACUAACAAAAAUCACUCAUCAAACGCCAACAAUAAGCAUAUUCCCAUCAACAAGCCUAAAUCGAUCAGUUCUGACUACAACAACGUCUCACAUUCAGCUAAAAAUAUCAGCGACAACUGUACCCAACAAGACUCUUUCUUAAAUCCCAAACUUUUCAGUCCAACAACAGCCUCUUUCAUUUCUAACUUAAACAACUCCUUAAACUCGCUUAAUAAAUAUACUGACCUCAAAAAUACUACUACCAACACUACUGUGCAAUCUAAUCCACCUAAUCACGAAAAUCUCUUUCCAACAACAAACAUUUCCAACGAUAAUCAAUACUCUACUGAACAUACGGAACAAAUAGAAAUUGACUCUGAAUAAAUACGCUUAGCUUUUACUCUCUUUUGAACUAGUACUCAAUUGGUGACACUCAGCUUCAACUGACUGCUCAUACGAGUUGAAUUUCUAGCUCUCUUCUGUUUCCCUUUUUCAUUUCUUCCUACAUAGAUCUUAUGAUUCUAAUAUUACAAUGGAAUUUAAACGGCUACACUAACAAUUACAAUGAGCUUCAAUUAUUAAUACAUGAUCAUACCCCAGCUAUUAUACUCUUAAAUGAAACUCACAUCUCUUUCAAGUUGUCGGCUUUUACUCCUAAGCAGUACAUUGGCAUGUUUCACAAUCUUCCACAUAUUAGCACAAGUAAAAGAGGCAUUGCGAUUCUCAUUAGAAGAGAUAUUCCACACAAAAUUAAUGCCAUUCAAUCCAAUUUGCUGGCUAUGUCGAUCGAAAUUAUCUUAGUUAAAAAAAUCACCAUUAUCUGCACCUAUAUUGCACCAGACGAACAAUUUACCAGUACAGACAUCCUGCAAUUAAUCAACCAAGCUUCUACUCCUUUAAUUUUCGCUGGUGAUUUUAAUGCAUGGAGUCCACUAUGGGGAUCUCCAAUAGCCAACAAGAGGGGCAAAUGCAUUGAAGAUGCUUUACUUUCCUCUAACUUAAUAUGUUUGAAUAACGGAUCCGCGACGCACUUUUCCACUCACUCCACUUUUUCCCAUGUAGAUCUUACAAUGUGCACCGACACACUUGUCACAGAGUGCGAAUGGAGUAUACUCGAUCACCUGCAUGGAAGCGAUCACUUCCCCAUUGUACUAAAAUUGCACCUAGGUUCAACAACUAAAAACCACAAAAUAAAUAAGGUAUUCAAAACUGAUUACGCUAAUUGGAAGAAGUUCCAGACACAUUGCGAGAUAAAUAGCAAUAAUACCCCAAUAUCUGACAACCCUAACCAAGAAAGCGCGAGUUUAACAAAAAUUAUUCGUUCAGCAGCGAAUGUUAGCAUUCCUCAUACAAAGCCAACAGCAAGUUCAAGGAGUGUUCCUUGGUGGAAUAAAGAAAUCGCUGAAUUGCGGGCAAAAAAACAAACAGCUUGGUAUGAGUACAAACGGGCUCGAACACUAGUCAACUUAAUAUCUUUCAGGAAAGCCAAUGCUCUUUUCCGUCGUUCCGCGAAACAGGCCAAGCGUAAAUGUUUUCAAGAUUUCACAAGCAAAAUAAAUCCUUCGUCUAGUCCUAAGUUAAUAUGGAACGCUUUAAAAAAAACUUUCUGGAGUGCCUAGAAAUAUAACCAUUCAAUGCGUAAAGGGGCCAACAGGUUUGGUAACCAAUCCAUUCGAAAUUUCCGAGUUAUUUGCAAACCACUAUUCUGAAACAAGCUCAGAUAUUUCAUUCAGCACACAGUUUCAAACCUCUAAAACCACCACACUGUCCGACACUUCCUACUCUGUCUCCCCUCUUUCUUUUUCUGCUAGACAAAUAGAAACCAGCAUUUCACUGUCUGAAUUCGAGUUCGUUGCAUCUACCGUUAAGGGUAAGUCGCCGGGGCAAGAUAAAAUUUCUUAUCUAAUUAUCAGACAUAUACCGAAAAGUCUCAAGCUCCGAUUGGUAAAGCUUUAUAACAAAAUUUUCAAUACUGGUGUCUACCCCCAAUUUUGGAAAACGUCCUGUGUUAUACCAAUACUUAAACCACACAAAUCCUCCGAUGAACUUGCUAACUAUAGGCCGAUUUCCCUCCUUCCAUGUAUGGGCAAAAUUUUGGAAAAGAUCGUGGCACACCGCUUGAUGUGGUAUGCUCAGCGAAACAAGUUCAUAUCACCGAAUCAAGUCGCCUACAAAAAAGGUCAAGGCACGUUAGACGCUUUAAUCCAACUUGACUACUUCAUUACUAACGCUUUGUCCAGCAAAAACCACGUGUCCGUACUAUCUCUGGACUUCCACAGAGCUUUCGACAAAAUUGGAGCCCAUAUUAUUAUUCGACAACUUAGAAAAUGGAAAAUAGGCCAGAAUAUGAUACGUUUUAUUACCAACUUUCUCACAAACAGAAAACUCAACGUCAACGUAAAUGGUUUUCUUUCUUCAACACUCCCGCUUUCUAAUGGUACGCCGCAAGGCUCACCUCUUUCAGCCUUCCUUUUUAUCAUUGCUUUCGAUGAUAUUAGUAGGAUGAUAAAAAAUUACAAAGGAGUUGAGCGCCAGAUCUAUGCUGACGAUGUCCUAAUCUACACAAAAGUCUCUGACGUUAAUUUAGCUCAAUCCUUAUUUACUAAUAUACUCGCCAGAAUUGAGACUUGGUCACUGGAGUCUGGUGCUUCACUUUCUUUAGACAAAACACAUAUCCUUCAUGUAUGUAGGAAGCAAAAUUGCAACGGUAUUUCACUUACCCACAACCAAACUAACAUCGAAUGUAAAACACAGCUGAAAUUACUAAGAUUAAUUUUUGACUCUAAGUAUAAUUUUAAUGCUCACUGUAAAUAUGUCAGAAACUCGUUAAUGACACGAUUAAAUAUUGUUAAAUAUCUCUCGUCUAAGCAUUCAUUUAUUCAUCCGAACACACUAGUCAAUGUUGUCAGAGCUUUGCUAACUUCAAAAAUAGAUUAUGGGCUCCCCAUCUAUGGCAAUUGCUCCAAAAGCAGUAUCAACCUUUUAAAUGCACCAUACCAUUGCGCAAUACGGCGAAGUCUCCGGGCGUUUCCAACCUCGCCAAUAAAAACGAUAAUGGCUGAAUCUGGUUUACCAACUAUUCAAGAUAAAAUUAUAGAUUCUUCGCUCCAAAUUCUUGCGAAAACGGCUGAGGACACCAACCCAUUACUAAAUACAACUAUCACCCAUGCCACGAAAAAAAGAAAAAUUCCAAGAAUACAAUCGGCUAUUUCGAGAUGCUUAAGUUUCCCUGAAGAAAAUAAUAUUUUACGUAACGCAACAUGCAAAUUUACCACACGACAUCCUCCCUGGCUGAUCAAUGAUAAAAUCCUACAGAAUAAGCUUUUGUUUUUGUCCAAGCAAAACACACCAAACGUAGUCUUUCAACAAACCUUUGCUGAACUGGAAUCUAAUUAUACAAAUAAUGGCUGGAAGCUAUUGUUUACGGAUGGCUCCAAGUCCAUCGAUUCCACUUCGUUAGCAGUUGUCACUGCCACAGGAGAAAUUAUUUGCAAUUGGCUUCUCCCCUCAACGAGCUCUGUAUUUACCGCUGAAGGAUCUGCUAUCCUUCACGCAGUUAAUCACGCAAAAAAGACUAAAGGAAAGUUCCUCAUCUGUACAGACAGCAAAUCGUGUAUGUCUGCAAUAACGUCUCCUUCCAAUCGCAAUCCCAUAAUAGAAGUUAUCAGGGACGCGGUCAUUGGUGCCCCUCAGAAAAUCCAAGUAAUGUGGAUCCCUGGCCAUGCUGGUAUUUCAGGCAACCACUUUGCAGACCUCGCUGCGAAAAAUGUAGCCAGGACUCCUGCCUUAACAUACUAUGCCUCAUCCAAGCAAGACAUUUCUAACCUUA
Bactrocera dorsalis (oriental fruit fly) is the source of this 9774-nucleotide messenger RNA. Its product is annotated as transcription factor Adf-1-like. The transcript has 3 exons. Bases 4899 to 6329 code for a protein of 476 amino acids. NCBI's taxonomy places the organism in Eukaryota, Metazoa, Arthropoda, Insecta, Diptera, Tephritidae. Gene Ontology annotation, biological process: regulation of transcription by RNA polymerase II. The record is from RefSeq and is a predicted model, not a curated record. Gene Ontology annotation, cellular component: transcription regulator complex; nucleus.